This is a messenger RNA of Abrus precatorius (Indian licorice), 705 nucleotides long. RefSeq names its product lamin-like protein. The coding region runs from base 77 to 601 and encodes 174 amino acids. Gene Ontology annotation, molecular function: electron transfer activity. NCBI's taxonomy places the organism in Eukaryota, Viridiplantae, Streptophyta, Magnoliopsida, Fabales, Fabaceae. The transcript is spliced from 2 exons. Gene Ontology annotation, cellular component: plasma membrane. The record is from RefSeq and is a predicted model, not a curated record.
AGAACAUUGUAGAGAGCAGAGACAGAGUGUUCCAGAGUUUGUUGAACUGUGAAGAAGGUAACUGUGCAAAGCAGUGAUGGAGGGGAUGAAGAGGGUGCUAUCACCACCCAUGUUGCUUCUCUUUCUUGGCUUCAUUGUGCUUAUCAUGUUGCCACAAACCUCCGCUACAAGGUGGACUGUUGGAGGCAGCAAUUUUUGGAACACCAAUUUUAACUACACUACUUGGGUUAAAGACAAACAUUUCUACAUUGGUGAUUGGCUUUAUUUUGUGUACGAUAGGAACCAAAUGAAUGUGCUUGAAGUGAACAAGACAGAUUAUGAAAGUUGUAACUCUGAUCAUCCACUCCACAAUUGGACUACUGGAGCUGGAAGAGAUGUGGUUCCCCUGAAUGUAACACGCGAUUACUAUUUCAUCAGUGGCAAAGGGUUCUGCUUUGGUGGCAUGAAGAUAGCUGUUCAUGUUGAAAAGAUACCACCACCACCAAAAGCUUCUCCUAUAAAAGCUGGAGCACCAACCCUUUCCUCUAGAGGUCACAUUCUUCUCAUGCCUGUUGUUUUUGCCAUUGGAGCAGCAUGGGAUGCAUUCAUUCAUUUCUGGUGAUGAUACUCCACACCACCAUUGAACAAUACCAAAUGGUUAAGUGUUCAUUUUUUAGUUUUUUCAAAGGCAAUUGUUGUUUGCAUGGUGACAUUAGUUGUUGAUCU